This is a messenger RNA of Argentina anserina (silverweed cinquefoil), 2528 nucleotides long. Its product is annotated as pentatricopeptide repeat-containing protein At2g15820, chloroplastic. Gene Ontology annotation, biological process: Group II intron splicing; photosystem I assembly; mRNA cis splicing, via spliceosome. Gene Ontology annotation, molecular function: endonuclease activity; protein binding. The record is from RefSeq and is a predicted model, not a curated record. Lineage: Eukaryota; Viridiplantae; Streptophyta; Magnoliopsida; Rosales; Rosaceae. The transcript has 2 exons. The coding region runs from base 7 to 2346 and encodes 779 amino acids.
CCAGAAAUGCUUCUCACCAUAGCUCCCGACCUCUCCCUCUCCCUCUCCCUCUCUACUCUCACCCACUCCUCCUCCUCCUCCCCGAACCCCAACUCUUUCCUCUCCCUCCCUCCCCGCCUCCACUUCCCCUCCCGACCCAUCACCUCCGCCCUCCUCCCCCGCGCCAUCCCCGCUCUCCAUCAAGAUUCCGAUCUCACCAACGUCGCCCAGACCGACGCUUUCGACUUCGCCUCCACCGACCUCAAGCACCUCGCCUCCCCCAAGCUCGAAAUCCGUGAGCUCGACGAGCUCCCCGAGCAGUGGCGCCGCUCCAAGCUCGCCUGGCUCUGUAAGGAGCUCCCGUCGCACAAGUCCGGCACCCUUAUCCGAAUCCUCAACGCCCAGAAGAAAUGGAUGAGGCAGGAAGACGCCACGUAUGUCGCUGCGCACUGUAUGCGGAUUCGCGAGAACGACGCCGGGUUUCGGGUGUAUAAAUGGAUGAUGCAGCACAAUUGGUACAAAUUCGACUUCGCUCUUGCUACCAAGCUGGCGGAUUACAUGGGGAAAGAGAGGAAAUUUGCCAAAUGUAGGGAGAUUUUCGAUGAUAUAAUCAAGCAGGGGCGUGUGCCGAGUGAGUCUACAUUUCAUAUAUUGAUUGUUGCGUAUCUUAGUGCUAGUGAGGAAGGGUGUUUGGAAGAAGCGUGCAGUGUGUACAAUCGGAUGAUUCAGCUCGGAGGGUACGGGCCGCGGCUUAGCUUGCACAAUUCGCUGUUUAAGGCUAUUGUGAGCAAACCGGGGAGCUCUGCCAGGGCGUACAUCAAGCAGGCUGAGUUUAUAUUUCAUAAUUUGGUUACGACUGGACUUGAGAUUCAUGAGGAUAUUUACAGUGGCUUGAUUUGGUUGCAUAGUUAUCAGGAUGUUGUUGAUAUGGAGAGGAUGGCGUCGUUGAGGAAGGAGAUGCAAGAAGCAGGGAUUGAAGAGGGGAAAGAGGUGCUUGUGUCUAUAUUGAGAGCGUGCUCGAAGCUAGGGGAUGUGGAGGAAGCAGAGAACACUUGGCUUAGGCUUCUCGGUCUUGAUGCAAGUCUUCCUUCACAAGCAUUUAUUUACAAAAUGGAAGUGUAUGCAAAGGCUGGAGAACCCAAGAAAUCACUGGCGAUAUUCAGGGAGAUGGAACAGCACUUGGGUUCAGCUAAUGUGGCGGCAUAUCAUAAAGUCAUAGAGAUUGUCUGCAAAGCUAAAGAAGUUGAAAUUGCAGAAUCCCUCAUGGCAGAUUUCAUCAAUACUGGUUUGAAGCCUUCCAUGCCAGCUUAUAUAGAUAUAAUGAACAUGUACCUCAACUUGAGCUUAUAUGAGAAAGUGGAAUCAGCCUUCUCCCAGUGCCUUGAGAUAUGCAGACCCAGCCGAAUGGUUUACUGUAUAUACUUGGAUUCUUUGGUGAAAGUCCGUAAUCUUGAUAAAGCUGAUGAGAUAUUUGAACACAUGCAGAGUAAUGACGCAAUAGGUGUUAAUGCACGUUCCUGCAAUACAAUUUUAAGUGGAUACUUGUCUGCCGGAGAUGAUUUCAAGGCAGAGAAAAUAUAUCGUCUGAUGUGUCAGAAGAGAUAUGAUGUUGAUCCACCAUUGAUGGAAAUAAUAGACUCUAUUUUGAGUUUGAGAAAGAAACAGGUUAAGAAACAUAUACGCAUGACGCUGAGCAAAGAGCAGCGAGAGAUAUUAGUUGGUCUACUGCUGGGUGGUUUGCGGAUUGAAUCAGAUGACGACAGAAAGAAUCACAUGAUCCAUUUUGAAUUCAGUCAGAAUUCCAGCGCACAUUUUGUUUUGAGGAGACAUAUAUAUGAUCAAUACCAUGAAUGGCUCCAUCCUUCAUGCAAGGCCAGUGACAAUACCGAGUACAUACCAUAUAAGUUUUCUAGCAUCUCACAUUCGUAUUUUGGUUAUUAUGCCGACCAGUUUUGGCCUAAUGGCCGCCAAAUGAUUCCCAAGCUAGUCCACCGAUGGCUGUCGCCUUGCGUUCUUGCUUACUGGUAUAUGUAUGGGGGCUACAGGACUGAAUUGGGAGACAUAUUGCUAAAGAUAAAGGGAGGUGAGGAAGGUGUUCAGAAGAUUGUCAGAACCUUGAAGGCAAGCUCUGUGGAGUGCAAGGUGAAGAGGAAGGGGAGAGUGUUUUGGAUAGGUUUCCUGGGAAGUAAUGCUGCACUUUUCUGGAAACUAACGGAACCUUACAUCCUAGAUGACUUGAAACAUCUUCUAAAAUCUGAUGGGGAAAGCUCAGAGAAUAGCACAGGUGAAAAUGAAAACAUCAACUUUGCUAGUGGGUCUGAUUCUGAUGAGAAUGCCUCUGAUAACAGUGAUAAUGAUAGGAAUUAAACUGUAGUACAUCUUUUACUCAUUAGUUGGUGUUCAAUUCUGCCAGUACAAGGGCUUUCCUUGUCAGAUAUUGGAGUUGUAUACACGAAUUUCACAGAGAAUAGAUGAAUCUGGUGUAAUGUUGUAAUACCACUUCAGCCUAUAAUUAAUCUCUGAUUGAUGAUCCAUUUGGUCUAUUAUGG